Messenger RNA from Ectocarpus sp. CCAP 1310/34, 5667 nucleotides. The record is from the annotation of a GenBank genome assembly. Lineage: Eukaryota; Phaeophyceae; Ectocarpales; Ectocarpaceae.
GCGGAUUGAACGGGGACACCACACGUCUUGCACAAAUCAAGGGCCUUGCUGCGGCGUUUUUGUAUGUCGAAAAGAGUUGGAGCUCUACCCUGCUCUGAAGAAGAAAAUCCUCCACCCACUCACCGCCGUAAAGUCAUGGAGACCAAUGGCAGCAACCAACCGGCCGAUGGGAGCAAGCUUGAAGAAAACGCGGCCUUCAUGGACAAGUACAGUCGGCAGAUCGGCGCCUUUGGGCUGGAAGCCAUGUCCAAGCUCAUGAACCUCAAGGUUCUCAUCGUGGGUCUCAAGGGGCUUGGCGUGGAGACAUCCAAGAACUUGAUUCUAGCGGGGCCUGGAUUGGUGAGCCUUUGCGACGACGAGCCCGUGGCAAUGCCAGACCUCGGGGCGAAUUUUUUCCUGACGGAAGCGGACGUAGGAAAGCCCAGAGCGAGCUGCGUCGCCAGGAAGCUCCAGGAGCUGAACUCGAUGGUGACCGUGAAGGUGGUGUCGGGAGGGCUAACGGAGGAGACCGUCGGCUCUCACGGGGUGGUGGUGAUGUGCGGUCGUUCGGGGGCAGAGGUGGCCAAGUGGGACGCCUUCUGCCACGAGAACGGCUCGAUCUUCAUCUCGGCGGGUACGAUGGGUGCCUUCGGUUUCGUGUUCAGCGACUUCGGGAAGGCGUUCUCCGUGCGGGAUGUCAACGGAGAGGCCCCCACCAGCCGCAUCAUCACCGAUAUAUCUUUGGAAGAGGAGGGAGUCAUCACGCUGCUGGGCGCUUUCGGGGAGGACGGCGGUCGGAUGCACGGCAUGGAGGAGAACGAGCACCACGGUUGGAUCGAGCUGUCUGAUGUGGAGGGGAUGGUUGCUAAGGACGGCAGCGGCAAGACAAUCAACGAUACGGGCAAGAUCAAGAUAAAGACAUGCACCAAGAAGGUGACAGUUACGGAGGAGAAAGACGGCAAGAAGGAGACCAAGGAGAAGACCGUCUUCGACCCAUACCGCCUCAAGAUGUGCCUGGACACGACCAGCUUCUCCGCCUAUGAGAAUGGAGGGAUGAUGAACCAGGUGAAGGUCCCCGUGACCAAGAACUACCACCCGCUCCAGAAGCGCUUGGUCCAGCCGGUGCCUGAGGGGGAGUUCGGCCUUCUAUUCACGGACGGCUCCAAGUUCGGGAGGGCGGAGCAACUCCACCUGGCUCUGCUGGGACUGUGGGCGUUCGAGAAGAGGGAGAAACGCCUGCCGCAGGCUGGGAACCCUGAGGAAGCGGAGGCUGUUGUCAAGCUCGUCGAAGAGGUGAACGCGGAGCACAAGAAGCUUAACGAGGCCACCGAAGGAUCCGCUCUCUUCCUGGAGGAACUUGACAAGGACACUAUCCGGAAGGUGGCGCUGUACGCUUCUGUGGAGGUACAGCCCUUGGCGGCCUACUUCGGUGGGGUGGUCGCUCAGGAAGUCGUCAAGGUCACGGGCAAGUACACACCGCUCGACCAGUGGCUGCACCUCGACUUCUUGGAGAUGCUGCCCGAUGAGGUCGCCGAGGACGGAGCGCCUACUGGGAGCCGGUACGACCACAUGAUCCGCCUGUUCGGUCGGAAGUUCGUGGAGGACAAGAUUAUGAACGCUAGGACCUUCAUGGUGGGAUGCGGUGCUCUCGGGUGCGAGUUUUUGAAAAACUUCGCUCUGGUGGGGCUGGCUUGCGGCGAGAAGGGAAUGAUAACCGUCACGGACAACGACAGGAUUGAGGUGUCCAACCUGAACCGCCAGUUCCUGUUCCGAGAACACAACGUGGGUCAGGCAAAGAGCGCCGCCGCUGCGGUAGCCGCCAAGGCCAUGAACUCGACCAUCAAGCUGGACGCGCGAGAGGACUUUGUGUCUCCAGGAACUGAGAACCUGUUCCAAGACAAGUUUUGGGAAGGCCUCGACUUCGUCACCAAUGCCCUGGACAAUGUUAAGGCCCGCCUCUACGUCGACUCGAGGUGCGUAUUCUACGGCAAGCCUCUGCUGGAGUCGGGUACCCUCGGCACCAAGUGCAAUGUGCAGGUAGUGGUACCUCACGUCACCGCGAGCUACGCGGACGGGCCGAAGGAUGAGGCUGACGACGCCAUCCCCAUGUGCACGCUCAGAAACUUCCCCUCCCUCAUCGAGCACUGCAUCGAGUGGGCAAGGGCUCAGUUCGAGGAUCUGUUCGUCGGACCCUUCUCAGAGGCCAAAAAGUUUUGCCAAGACAAGGAGGCUUAUCUGAAGCAGGUCCAGGAGGCUACCUUGGAUUGCGAUAACAGGGGGAAGGCCGCCUCAGCCACCGCCAAGGCUCUCGAGGACCUCACCAGGCUUAGGACCACCCUGGCCUUCGCGGACGGAGCGACGUUCGAGUCGUGCAUCCAAGAGGCGUGCUGGCGUUUCUACGCCCUGUUCAGGGACAAGGUGUUGCAGCUCACGCACAACUUCCCCGAGGACCACGUUCUCGAGUCCGGGGAGAAGUUUUGGACCGGAGCAAAGCGAUUCCCGCGGUCGGCGGACCUGGAAAUGGACUGCGAGCAGCACGCGGCCUUCGUUCUCGCCACCGCUAACUUGCUGGCGGCCUGUUGCGGCCUGUCCCCCCAGGAGGAAGGCCUGCUUCCGUUGGAACACCCACAACGCAACACGGAAGCCGUGCGGAGGGUGGCGUCGGCGAUGGACGUGCCCAUGUGGGAGAACACCGGAGAGAAGACAGACCUCAGCGAGGAGAACGAAUCCAAGCCGGGAGACAAGACUGAAGAGCCGGAAGACCCCGUGGACCUCGAGGGAGCUUCGACGGAGCUUUCGAAGCUGCUAGAUGAGCUGUCGGCGGUGGACGUGAGCAAGUUUCGUUUCGAACCGGCCGACUUCGAGAAGGACCAGGACCUCAACUUCCACAUAGACUUCAUCUCCGCCACCAGCAACAUGAGAGCGUGGAACUACCGCAUUAAGGAGGCUUCCCGCCACAAGAUCAAGAUGAUAGCGGGCAAGAUCAUCCCCGCCAUAGCCACCACCACCGCCUCCGUGUGCGGUCUGGUCAUGAUCGAGCUCUUCAAGGUGCUGCAGGGCAAGAAGCUGGAGUGCUACAAGGACUCGUCCAACAACCUCGGCCUCAACAGCUACUUCUUCUCAGAGCCAGCCCCCCCGGAGAAGGCAAAAGACGAGUUCGACCCGAUCGCUCUGGAAGAGGUCAAGUGCAUCCCGGCCGGUUUCACGAAGUGGGACAGGACCUGGAUCGACAAGGGAGAGCUAACCCUCAAGCAGUUCCUGGCUGCCUUCAAGGAAAAGACCGGCCUGACGGUCUCAUUGCUUUUCCACUCGGUCAGCGAGAUCGACGGGCCACAAAAGGGGCGCAUGUUGUACGAUUCCCAGCCGUGGAACGCCAAGCUGAAAGAGCUCUACGCCGGUGCCAUGGACCAACCCCUCGUGGAGUGGGUCCAAGAGAGAUUCAAAGACUCACCGGCAGGACCAGUCAUCCCCGAAGGGCGGUGCUACGUGGAGUUGCAAGUGUCGUGCGUCAACGACGACGACGAGGCUUGCAAAGUGCCCUCGGUCGUGUACCGUUGGAAGGACUAGCACUAGCCUUGCCCGAACUUGGCCCGAAAGAAGUAAGGCCGUGUAGACUAUGGUUGAGGGCGAGAAUCCAGCCGUCUCUGCAGUUCGUCCCUGGCAGCGCGAACGCUUUUGAUGGUCGUGUGUUUCGCCCUACAUACUGCGUUGCAGGAAUGAAUAGAAAGGACGUGGGCGAGGUGGCAUAAAACAGCUGCCAUACGUACUUGCUUUGAGUUGGGUGCCUUGGCCUGUACAAAAAAAUCUGCUCACACGUGUUCGGUGAGGUCGUCGUGUCCUGGGUAGCAAGCUGUGUUGGGGUUAGAGGCAUUAUGGCAACCUUCGGGAGCAAAAAAUAUAUGAGGGAGUGUCCUCUAGGUGUGUCAGAGCUUCGCCCUUCCUUGUGGUCGUUGCGGUUGUGUGAUGGUGAUGAACGUAUCGUGCUUCGUGAGACCCUCUGGGGGAAGGAAGGCAGAGAAAGGAACGGACGAUUUCACUGCCGAUGAUGUCUUUGACAUCUUUCGUGCGGUUGGUUCACUAGAGGGUAGAGGGGUCUCGGUGUGACAGCUUUCCGCCGCAGCAAGAAGGACGAGGGACGAUCAAAUUCACGCCACCCGUACGGUGUGAGGCGGACAGUCUUGUAGUACAAUGUCAUCUUGUUGCACAGCACGGCAAGUUGCGGCGAGGCAGCAUUAGCAUUGGGUUGUGCAUCGGGUUAGGGUUGGUGGGGGUGUUCGAUGAAGGACAGGCCGUUUCUUGUCAGUCUGCCUGAGGUUCAAAUACGAACCGCUUGUUCGUGAUACUGUGCUGUAGGCAGUCACGUCAGCCCACGUCGUGCGAUCCUUUUGGCAAGAUCAACAUGGGUGUGCUUGGACUCUUUUGUUGACUGUCCUAUCACAGAGGCCCGGUGUCCUCCGGGGAUUCGGUCUUUCAUUAGAGACCCAUCAUGCCAAGCACAGAAAAAAGCACGAGAGAUUGCGGUUAAGACCGAUUGGCGCACCAGACGAUGAGUAUAUACUUGAGGUGCAUGUCUCGUUUGCUUGCCUAAGGUCAAGACACUGCCUAACUCUGGCGCACGCAUGCCGCCAUGGUUGGCAAAUGGCCGAUCGUGAGUUGGCUCGCACAAAACUGAUCACACCGUGGUUGAGAGGGUGAAAGACACAGGAUCCCACACUCUUCCUCGUUGACUCCACCACACCUAUGGGUACCUCCACAACUUUUUUUGUCCCGCUCGUCAUGUCUCUCGUGACACUUGUUGAAAUCAUCCAAGCCCUUCGCCGGUUGAACUGUACGCUUGUUUAAAUCGAAUGCUUUGUGAGCGACGAAUCUAAAAACGCACCCCUUGUUUCUUCGUAAGAUGUACUCACGCGAGCCCCCUCCCUUGCCCCAAUCCUACCUUUUACCCCCAUCGUCUCCGCCCCUGGCUCGAUAUUCCUCGGUCGCCACGCCAAGCGGCAUGAACCCUGAACAGCCACACCAUCAAACUCUUAUCCUACUGCUAAAGAUGGAACACCUCGAAACCCCAGCAUUCUUGGUAAAAGUCCAUUUACUUGCCAGAGACCCAAAUAGCAUCACACGCGCUGAGGGUUCCUGAUGGACAGAAAAAGAGCAAAUGAGGGACAGCACAUCGUCGUAUAGCCUGUGCUUCGCCUGUGCAUCCACGCAAAAGGACAUGUAGUGACGACUUGAAAGCGCUACUGCUGCUGUUACAAGGAGCUUAACGACCACGAGGAACAACUCAAUACGACUCAACAACACGUCGAAGUUACCAUUUCGCUGGAUGAAAUCUACCUGCUGGUAUCGCCACCAGUGGGCAAACUAUUAUCGCGUGAAAAACACGGCAAGGCAGCGAACGUCCUUCCUGCACAUCACACAUGAACAUCUCAAGCUUUACCAGACGCCGAGCCUUCGAGUUGCAACCAGGCGCGAAUAACGUGUCUUUAUGCUGUUGACCAAUUUCCAACCGCAAAAGAAGUAGCGGAGAAGAAGUCGAUCAACCCGCGCAUCCAUGCAAUAGAGCAGUUCUAUACAUUCUGUGCCAACACCUAUCCAUUCCUCUGCCUGCCGCGGAGACUAAAGGUAGCCCCUCAGACAGACAAAAGAACAACAGCUCUUUUGCACAGUGCACGAAGAUUAUUGGUUCCUUCC